AAUACAUUCCACAGGGGUAAAUUGCGCCUGCGUACUGUGCGCUUCCUUUUUGGACCUACGUCUCCAGAACUACAAUGGCCAAGCGCACCAAGAAGGUGGGGAUUGUGGGUAAAUAUGGCACGCGUUACGGCGCGUCGCUCAGGAAGAUGGUGAAGAAGAUUGAGAUCAGCCAGCACGCCAAGUACACCUGCUCCUUCUGUGGCAAGACUAAGAUGAAGAGGAGGGCAGUUGGUAUCUGGCACUGUGGGUCCUGCAUGAAGACUGUUGCUGGAGGCGCCUGGACAUACAACACGACGUCUGCAGUCACAGUGAAGUCGGCCAUCAGGAGACUGAAGGAGCUGAAGGACCAGUAGACUGUUACCGGAGAAUCUGACUGUCACUGUGUACAGUUUGACCUGGACGCGGUGUCGAACAUCUACCACAAUAAAAAGCAGUCUGCAGCGGAACACCAGAGUCUACCUGUA
Molecule: messenger RNA, 464 nt
Organism: Oncorhynchus masou masou (cherry salmon)
Lineage: Eukaryota; Metazoa; Chordata; Actinopteri; Salmoniformes; Salmonidae
Product: large ribosomal subunit protein eL43
Exons: 4
Coding region: 75-353 (92 amino acids)
Biological process (GO): translation
Cellular component (GO): ribosome
Molecular function (GO): structural constituent of ribosome
Source: RefSeq, a predicted model, not a curated record